GGGAAUAUUACAUAAAACAUAUAUAAUAUAUAUAUUAACUUUUCUUGCUAGAUGGAUUCCCCACAAGAAUCACAAUUCUUUCUUGGUGAUUACAUCAAAAGUCCAAAUGACCUAGAUUUGAACAAACUGAAGACUCUCUUGACAAAAAGAACAACAGAGCAAACCCAACUUGAUCAAAAGCUGAAUAUAAUCAGACAAGAGACGCAAACAGUAUUAGCAGACUCGCGCAAAAAAGCAUAUAAAGAACAGACCUCGUUACGCGAACUCGACACUGCAUUACAAAAAACCACAAGCGAUUUGAAUGAAUAUGAUGUCAAACACAACCAACAAAAAAACACCGAUCAGCAUCUCUUACUAAACAAUCUAAAAAACCUUGAGAAUAAAUUGAGAACUACCGAAUAUGCCAAAAGUUAUAUAAAGGCACUUUUGGUUGCAUCAGAAUUGAGUACAAAGUCAUUGAAUCUUGUUAAAAAAGAUCCAGAAGCUGCAAUUGUACCUUUUCGACAGCUCACAAAACUAAGGGCUCAUGUCAAAAAUCAGAUCGACCAAGAACCACAAGAUGGCAGUUACCAAAAUCUAGUCAAUCAACUUGAGAAAUCUCAGCAUAAGUUGUGGAAAGAGUUGAACCAAGUGUUGGAAAAUAAUUUCAAAGACUCACUUCAGAGCUUGAACUGGCCAACACCUAUACGACCUCCAUAUGGAUUACAACUACGAUCAAAGCUGGAGGGUUUUGAAAAGGCCUUUCACCACCUUCUCCUAUUACAGAAAUCAUUAGAGCCUGAAGAUGACAAGACUGAACCGCCUGGUGAAAAGAAAGUAGAGAUCCCAAUUCCAAUAGCCAUUAUGCUCCAAGAUCUUUCUCUUCGAUUUAGAUUCCAUUUUGAAGGUUCAAAGCCUACUAAUCGACUAGACAAGCCAGAAUGGUACCUCUCACAUGUCAAAACUACGGCUUCAUCUCAUCUGCCGUUCCUUGUAACAACUGUCCAGCCAAUUGUGGACAGCGCCGGUCUAGACCAGACGCCCAGGAUAUCUGUCAAGGACUUUUUUAUCUAUGGUCUCCAGCAAGACGUGGCUCGAAAACUCAAAAAGACGAUACCCCGUAUUCUGAAUCAACCCAGUUGGCUCAGCCACACUGUCCAUGAAGUGCUAGAAUUUGACAAGAGUCUUGAAAACGAAUUUGCCUAUACGCCUCCUAGAUCUUCAGAUAAGCGCAGUGCAGAUGUCAUUCUUGACAAUCCAGAAUGGUUUGGCGCCUGGUUUGCAGCGGAGAGACAAUUUGCUCAGACCCGGUACGAUGAAAUUAUACAGGAUAGACAGGCCUUUGAAGCUGAGGCUGAAGAAGAAGGAGAAGAUAUAGGUUCCAAUGGAAAAUCAUUGGGAUCAGGAGGAGGAGGAGAUCCAAGAAAUAUCAAAGGAACCAAAUCUUCUGUCAAGAUAUUGAACCUUAUAGAGAGUGUCACUGAGGCUUAUAGAUUGGUACCAUCUCUUCAACAAAGAUUCAGAUUUCUUGUUGAGAUUCAAUUGACUUUACUUGGUCACUACCACCAACGCAUAUAUUCAGCCCUGGAUUCAUUCGAGGCCCUAAGUUUGAUCAGAUCUGUGCCUGUUCCUGGGGCACUGCCAGAAUCUGUCACGGGUGUAAUGACAGCCACCGAAACUGGUGGAACCAUAUCUGCCCUGAAACGUUUGUACAGAUGGUGGGCAAGUGCAUACACUAUUGGUGAAGGUAUCCGGGAUUGGUCUGAAGACGAUUUCUUUCUUGACAUGCAAUAUCAAGUCAGCCAAAACCCAAAAGAGGCGCAGACAGUUAUGGAUAGCCUUCCAGCUCAUGAAAACAUGUUUGCUCUUAGUCUGUCCAGCAAUUGGGAAACACCUAGCAACUCAUUUUUUGCCGAAGCAUUGAAUGCCUUUGACAUGCUAUCUCAAAGAAUUGAAAAGUUAUUUGUCAAGAUUGUUGCAAAAGAAUGGGCUACCAAUGCAAGAGAAUAUGCAAAAAAGGAUACGUGGUGGCAGACAUCUUCUGAACAACUCCCUGGGGAAAUUUCAAGUGAACUAUAUGUUCCUUUGCAAGGUCUUAGGAUCGCCUGUCAGUUCCUCUAUAGUACCUUACCACUAUCAGAUUACCUGAGUGUCUAUAGAUCGAUUUGUGAAGAAAUCCAAGAAUGGUAUUGGCGCAACAUAAUUACCCAGAACCAGUUUUCAAAACAAGGAUCAUCGCAGCUCGAAGCUGAUAUGACACUUGGCAUAUGGAAGACUGGUAAACAAUGGGUCAAGAAACCUGAAAAUUACACCAAACGGUUGAAAGAGGCUACAAAGCUGCUUACAAUGACAUUUGAUGGUGAACAAGACAAGGAUGCUUUGGCUAGCCAAGCUCCGUUUAAUCUAAGCUACAAUGUGUUUAUGAAAUACCUUGCAGACCCUAAGCAGCAGUCCGUACUACAGGCAGAAUUAGGAAAGCUUGGAAUUGAGGUUUUGAGUUAUGGGCAGAUGCGGGAUGUUCUUCGUCGAAGAAACGACAUGCUCCACAAUUGGAAUUGAUCACUAUUAUUUUUAAAAAAAAUCAAAUAAGAAAUCAAAUCAAAUGGUUCUCUCUUCUCUCUUUCUGUGUAAUGUGUAGCAGGAUAACUGAUUAUCAUUAUCAGAUCAAUAUUAUUUUGUGA
This is a messenger RNA of Phycomyces blakesleeanus NRRL 1555(-), 2660 nucleotides long. RefSeq lists its product as hypothetical. Bases 52 to 2538 code for a protein of 828 amino acids. NCBI's taxonomy places the organism in Eukaryota, Fungi, Mucoromycota, Mucoromycetes, Mucorales, Phycomycetaceae. The record is from RefSeq and is a predicted model, not a curated record. The transcript is spliced from 11 exons. Gene Ontology annotation, cellular component: Dsl1/NZR complex. Gene Ontology annotation, biological process: retrograde vesicle-mediated transport, Golgi to endoplasmic reticulum; regulation of ER to Golgi vesicle-mediated transport; endoplasmic reticulum to Golgi vesicle-mediated transport.